This is a messenger RNA of Manis javanica (Malayan pangolin), 7484 nucleotides long. RefSeq names its product sorting nexin 33 (gene SNX33). Gene Ontology annotation, cellular component: cytoplasmic vesicle; plasma membrane. Gene Ontology annotation, molecular function: phosphatidylinositol binding; protein binding. The record is from RefSeq and is a predicted model, not a curated record. NCBI's taxonomy places the organism in Eukaryota, Metazoa, Chordata, Mammalia, Pholidota, Manidae. Gene Ontology annotation, biological process: cleavage furrow formation; plasma membrane tubulation; endosomal transport.
UUUGGAGCUGGCUUCUCGCUGGCUGCGCCGAGGGGCUGCGAGUGCUCCCGAAGGCGGGCUGGGGGCGCAGCUCGGUCGCCCGCCCGUGCGGGGCCGAGAGGAGGCCCUGCGGCAGACCCCCGGGCGCGCCGUCUGCUCCCGGAGCCCACCCCGCGGCGCCUGUUGGGUGUGUGCGGGCGCGCCAGGGGCGGGGGUCCGGCCGGGGGCCGCGCGGAUCACCUUCGGACGGGGCUCUUCCGACUCGGAUCAGAGUCAGCUUUGGGCACCGAAACUGCCGAGCAGUCAGGCAAACAAAAGAGGCCACUCAGCCGGUGGCCAGCAGGCGCCCGAGUGCCUCGUCGCGUCCCGUGGGGCGGGGAGAGGGCGCCCCGCCGGCCGGGGAAGAAGAGUUGGCGGCCCGCUGGGUGGCCUCGGUGCUUGUUUUCCCGGCCUGGCUUGUUGUGAAGCCGGACACAUCCACCCUUGGACCCGAUUCAGGAGGCUGCUGCUUUUCUUCUCGCCCCUCUUGGAUUUUCCGGAUUUUUGAAAACCCAGUGGCCCAGGAGGAGGAGAAGGAAGGAGGAAGGAGCAGGUCUGCAGAGGAAUGUGACAGCGGCCCGAGGCCGGGUGGGUGGGGGGCCACAAGGAGCUGGGAGCCGCCGCUGCAGGGUUUCUGGAAAGGUGUUGUUCCAGCGGAAAGUGUCUGUCGACUUCUUACCCUUGCAGAGCUGAUUUUUACGAGUCGCCCGACUUUCUCUCCGGGAGAGAGAGGCUGGAGACACAUCCCCCUUCAGGGGCCGCCCCAGGAAGGCAGGAGGACUAUGGACGUGAGCCCUCCCUGCUCACAGGAAUGUGCCAGGAGAUCUGAUAGGGCAGUUCCUGGGCCAUGGACAUUAUUCUGAAAAGAGGGGUGCUGGACAGAAUCUGUGGGUGCUGAGACCACCCUUAGGGGCUGAGAGACUGAGUUGCUGUGAAAGGCCUCUAGUUGCUAGUACAUCCUUGGGCACCCUGGUGAGUGUCCCCAGUUGCGGGCAGACCCUCUCCUUACCCUCUCCCACCACAGGCCCAGCCAUGGCACUGAGAGGCCGGGCUCUCUACGACUUCUGCAGCGAGAACAAGGAAGAAAUCAGCGUCCGGCAGAAUGAGGACCUGAUCGUCUUCAGCGAGACCUCACUGGAUGGCUGGCUGCAGGGCCAGAACAGCCGGGGGGAGACGGGGCUCUUCCCCGCCUCUUACGUGGAGAUCAUCCGUUCUGGCCCCAGCUCCAACCACGCAGACUGUUCCCGCAGUCCCGCAAGCUCUCUGGGCACCCAGGCGAGCUUGUACGACAGCUCCAGUGUGGCCAGCCCUUCAAGGAGUGGUGGGCACGGUGGCUUCCUCUCAAACCAGGGCAGCUUUGAGGAGGAUGAGGACGAUGACUGGGAUGACUGGGAUGAUGGGUGCACUGUGGUGGAGGAGCCACGGGCUGGCGGGCUGGGCACCAAUGGGCACCCCCCACUCAACCUCUCCUACCCUGGUGCUUAUCCCAGCCAGCACAUGGCCUUCCGGCCCAAGCCACCCCUGGAGCGGCAGGACAGCCUGGCAUCUGCCAAGCGAGGCAGUGUGGUGGGGCGCAACCUCAACCGUUUCUCAUGCUUUGUGCGCUCUGGAGUGGAGGCCUUUAUCCUAGGUGAUGUGCCCAUGAUGGCUAAGAUUGCCGAGACAUACUCCAUUGAAAUGGGUCCUCGUGGCCCUCAAUGGAAGGCCAACCCCCACCCAUUUGCCUGCUCAGUGGAGGACCCCACCAAACAGACCAAAUUCAAGGGCAUCAAGAGCUACAUCUCUUACAAGCUCACACCCACUCACGCUGGCUCACCUGUCUACAGGCGCUACAAACACUUCGACUGGCUCUAUAAUCGCCUCCUGCACAAGUUCACUGUCAUCUCAGUGCCUCACCUGCCCGAGAAGCAGGCCACGGGCCGAUUUGAGGAGGACUUCAUUGAGAAGCGGAAGCGGCGGCUCAUCCUCUGGAUGGACCACAUGACUAGCCACCCUGUAUUGUCCCAGUAUGAGGGCUUUCAGCAUUUCCUCAGCUGCCUGGAUGACAAACAGUGGAAGAUGGGCAAACGCCGGGCAGAGAAGGAUGAGAUGGUGGGUGCUAGCUUCCUGCUCACCUUCCAGAUACCCACGGAGCACCAGGACUUGCAGGACGUGGAGGACCGCGUGGAUACUUUCAAGGCAUUCAGCAAGAAGAUGGACGAUAGCGUCCUACAGCUUAGCGCUGUAGCUUCGGAGCUGGUGCGUAAGCAUGCGGGGGGCUUCCGCAAAGAGUUCCAGAAGCUGGGCAGUGCCUUCCAGGCUGUCAGUCAUGCCUUCCAAAUGGACCCCCCCUUUAGCUCUGAGGCCCUCAACAGUGCCAUUUCUCACACGGGCCGCACCUAUGAAGCUGUGGGUGAGAUGUUCGCUGAACAGCCCAAGAAUGACCUCUUCCAGAUGCUCGACACGCUGUCUCUGUACCAGGGCCUGCUCUCCAACUUCCCUGACAUCAUCCACCUGCAGAAAGGAGCCUUCGCCAAGGUGAAGGAGAGCCAGCGCAUGAGCGAUGAGGGCCGCAUGGCGCAGGACGAGGCGGACGGCAUUCGCCGGCGCUGCCGUGUGGUGGGCUUCGCCCUACAGGCUGAGAUGAACCACUUCCACCAGCGCCGUGAGCUCGACUUCAAGCACAUGAUGCAGAACUACCUGCGCCAGCAGAUCCUCUUCUACCAGCGGGUAGGCCAGCAGCUGGAGAAGACGCUGCGCAUGUACGACCACCUCUGACCACACGCACCUGGCUCCCUCCCCGCUCCCAGGCCCGUUGCUGCAGUGCCCACUGCUGUCCAGGCCUCCCCUCCCAGCAGUGGUGAGGACGGUGGGGGUGGACUUUGGAGGAAUCCUGGGUGUGCCUUAGAGCUAGGAGCGCAGCAGGGGUGAGGCCUGGGCUGCCGGUCAGUCACUUGAGGCAAGGCCACGGUCUUGGCCUCCCCAGAACCUACAGCACCUGCUCACCUGGCCACCAUCCCCUUGCUAAUUCAGCAGACACUGGGGCCUGCUGCAGCUCUGGGUCAGAGGCUGGGUACCCAGGGCUGCCCUUGGGAUGUCUCCAGUGGAAGUGGGGUCAGACACAGAAAUAGACAAGGGCAACGCAGAGUGACCAGUGGUAAAUAGGAGGUUCCUGGAAGCUCACAGAAGGGACCAUUCAUUCUGCUGGUCAGGAAAAGAUCCACAGAGUAGGUGAUAUUCGAGCAGUGUCUCGGAGAAUGGUAAGAACCUGCCAGACAGUAAAUGAUGACAGUAGGUGGGGAGGACUUUCAAAAGAGAGGGACAGUGUGGGCAAAGGUCUGGAGGCAUGAAAACAGCCCUCUCCUCUCCCUCACCUUUCUCAAGCAAGUUUGGUGCCCCCAUGGUGGGGACCCUGGCCUGCAGGACAGAAGGGAAGCCUCUUCCUUGCUCUCCCGUCUCAGUCCCUGCCCCGCCCCCACCCCCCCAGGAGGGGCUGCAGGCCAGCUUUUCUUGACUCCACCUGCUGAGCCCCUGUCACCCCUUGGUUAGUGGACCAUGCAGCAUCUAUUCCCUGGGCUCAAGGUGCUGGGACAAGCUAUGGACCUCAUGACCCUGGUGUCACCUUCCUGGGGGUGACAACUAAAAGUUACCACAUAUUUGAGUUCACCACACUCCAAGUAGGCUUGGGCCCCAGGCCCUCAGGCUCCUUGGUCCCUGUGAACCCCAGAAGCCUUCUUGUUGCACUGCCCAAGGGUCCUAGGCCCGCGUGCCACUGCCAGCCUGUGGUAGGAGCCCCAGCUCCCAGUCGGGUUGUGCUGCCUCCCACCGUGUUCGCAUCCUCGAGGAGGCUGCUCCCUCCCCCUGGGCCAGCACGGAGUCCAGCAGUGGGUAGGGGGGCUGGCAGGUGCCGCCACUGGCUCCCCCAGGAGGUCAUGCCCCCUCCUGGCUACUGCCUUAAUCAUUUUUCUUUCCUUCUUGUUUUCUUGAUAAACCUUUUACAGUUAAGAUAACGAAGGCGUGACUUUUAUUUGGAUCUGGGAGGGGAUGAGAGUGGGGGAAGGAUAAAACCCUACUGUUCCUGAGAGCUGUUGGACCAGAUUCUGGAAUCAUGAUGGGUGCAAAAUCUACCCUAGAACCUCAAAAGUUGUGGGGAGGGCUGUAUGGGUGGGAAGUGCCAGGUGGGGUGCCAGAGGGGCCAUGGAUCCCAGCCGGAUGUGCACCCUCCCAGGCCCCACUUCUCAUCUCAGAAGGGCUGAGUCCUGCCAGGGGUCUCGCCGUGCUUCUCCAUCGUGCAGGCAGAGGGUCGCGUGAGGAUGACAGGAGGUCACGUCUCAGGACCGUCUAAUCCACAGGGGGUUCCUCUCCCCAGGCAGGCCGGUCCCAGCCAUGCCCCAGGAAAGGUCUGUUCCGGGAGAGGUGGGGCUUCCCAGAGACUGUGUCCUUCCCCAAGCAACAGGGUGCCCGUCCCUGUAGUAGCUUCCGUGCUGGAACUGAGGAGGACCCCCAGCCAUGCCCGGUCAGGAGCACAGGAAUCUGUCCACGCACAGGGACGAGGAGCGCUGGUGCGACCCAUGGUUCUCCCGCUGGCAGUGGGGACUUGGGGGAGCCCCGUAGGCCGGGGCCCGGGGAGCUCGGUGCAGUGGGGAGGGGGCACAGGGUGCAGACCCAGUGACAAGGGCGUAGCAAAGGCUCCUCGUUCAGGGAAGUGUGUCCUCAGAGACACUCUGGGAUGGGCCUCUGGCCCUGGGUCAAAAUUAGGUCAGAUUGGGACUUUCUGUGGAAUUUUCCCCUCCCUCUUCCCUGCCCUCCUUCCUUCAUUUUCCAACACAUCCAAAGGCCUUCCCACCCUUAACUAACUCUUCCCAACUUUGCCCUCUAGAUGGCCUUUAGCAGAGGGCACCCCAGCCACAGGGAUGGUGGGAGGCUCUUCCCAAGGCCUGUCUGGGCAGGGGUGGGGGGGACGCCCCUCUUGACCCGCAGUGCCUGGAAAGUCCCGUCUGUGCCUCCUUCCUGCCCUGGGAGAAUUACUGCCUUCUUGCAUCCCUUCUUUGAGAGGGGGUCCCUUCCCAUGCUUCCCAUCCUCAGGGUGAGGGAAUGGGUCUGAAUUUUCUCAGGAGGGACUUGGGCCUAGGAGAAAAGUCAGAAUGUGGAGUCUUGGGCCAGGCCCAGCCUGCCCCGGGUAUCCUGAGGUCUCUAGGCCAGGACAGGUGUGGGUGUGGUGGGAAGUGAGGAUGUCCCAGCCCCUCUCUCUGGUCUCUCUCUGUCUCUCUGCUGACUGGGAUGUUGGGAGAAGCUGAAUUCAGGCUGGGCUGGCUAGAGGCCCUUCCAGCAGGGGACUAGGGCCUGGUAGCAGGGUUGGGGGUGUCCUGGUGGUGGCAGGACCUGCUGGCUGGCCUCAGUCACAUGUCAGGCAGAUGUUCCAGCCUGAGCUGGGCCCAGCUGCCUCUAGUCCCCUCCCUCACAUUGGUACGGGGAGGCAGGGACGGAAAACAAGGCCUCUCUUUCUGCGCUGGGCAGCUCUCAGGACCUGGGGGCGGGGGUGGGGUCCCUUGAUCCUCAUCUUGGCCAAGCCCGGGAGAGGAGUCUUCUUUGUGGGCAUUUGUGGGGGUUGGGGAUGGAGGUGGCCCUCGGUUCUGUAUCCUGUCACCUCCUGGAUAUAGGAGGGCCAUCUGUGAACCACUGUGCCAUGGCCAUGCCGCAGUUGGAGCAGAGCCGGGCCUGGGGGAGAUAGGUGCCUCAGAGUGGCACCACCCCCUGCACUGUGGCAUAGCCACACAGUCAUCCACAUGUCCACAUGGUCAGAGACAGAGUUACCCAACCGAAAACAGUCACAGAGCCUCACAACUUGCACACGGGAACACAGGCCAUGCCUGGCCGUACAUGCACAUGUGCAUGGUCAUGUGCCAGCAUAGUUGCACUCCCAGGCACAAUGAUACACAUUUUCACAUCCACAGCCACAUGCACACUCAGCCACUUCUCACACACUGUUCAUUCACUCUGUCAGUCUCAGUCAUGUCAUGAUUCACACCCAUACACAGUCCUGUGCACCGAGUAUUACCCUCACACAGUGACACACACACAGACACAUAUGGCCACCAAGUCCUACAUGCACAUAACAGAGGUGUGACACACAUGGAACUGUGCCUGGACUGAACCUGCACCACCUCCUGGGGGCGCCAGCCAUGAUUAUCCACCAUCCGACAAGUUCAAUUCCUCAUUGCACAGACAGGGAACUUGAGGUCUAGUGAGGGGUGGCAGCCGGCUGUGUCACCUAGUAGGCCUGGGGGAUGCUGAGGCCACAGCGCAGCUCCUAUAGCUCCUAUAGUGGCUCGGCCUUGCCUACCACUGGGCGAGUCCCCAGAGCCAGGCAGCCUCAGAAGCUCCCUGGCUGAACCCACCCAACAAAGCUCCAGGCAUCUCCCAACUCUCAGGCCAGAGCUGAGGCUUCAGCGUCCACGUGAGCAGCUGCCGGGAUGCAGCAGGCAGGGCCUGGGCCUGGGCCUGGGCGGGAGGAGCAUUCCUGCUCCGUCUCCUCCCCAAGCAUGCAAGGACGGGCUGCCCUGCCUGCUUGCCUGCUGACUCAGACCUCCGGGAGCCAAGCCUGCCCUGCGCUCCACCCACCCAACCUGCUUCCUCACCAGUUCGGCUCCAGCAUCUCUCUCCCUCUGGGCGGCAGAAGGAAAUGGUGAGCCUGGCAAAAAGACCAUGCAGCAAAAUAAAAGUUCACUUCCCCCAGACGCUCAGAAGGGCUGUCUGUAAAACCCGGCUCUGGGGUUCUCAACAUACUUUAACACAAACCUUUUUUCCCUUUGGUUUUGUUUUGUUAGUCCAACCCUAGCCUAGUCCAGGCUGUUUAAAGAGCAGUGCCUCACACAGCUGCAGCUGCCUGGGUCUGCCCAGCAGCCAGGUAGGCGUCAUUCUUCCAUUUCCCAGAGGGAGAGACCGGGACAUGGCCGGAGGAGGAUGGGACUGGCCUGGGAUCGCGCAGUGAGGCCAGAGCUGUGCUCUCCCCAGCUCUCUGGCUUCAUUACUUAGUCACCUUGAUUAACUCAUUUCGGUCAGUCGAGAGGAAGAGGGAGUGGCAGGUCUCUGCUCCAGAGUGCGAGAGGACGGGAGGCUGCCAGCCCCAAGGGCUGAAAUGUGAGAAGGUUUGAGGGUAGGGUGAGUCCCGUAGCCCCCCCAAGAGGCUGAUGAUGGUGUGGCAUUGGGGCACCUGCGGUGACUCAGGAUCUCUGUUUACAAACAUGUACGAGGAACAUCACUUUUCUGUAACUGACCUGAAUUUCUCUUUCGUUUUCUCAUUCUAACACAUGGUAGAAAAGUAACCUCAAACCAAGUCUGCGGCCCCUCCUUUCCACAGGGCGCAUGUAGGUUUUGGGAGCGGCACGCCUGAAGACCGCUGUCAGGCCCCUGGCAUGCUGAAUUCUCCAGGCUGAAUCCCAUAUGAAAAUUUGCCUGCAUCCCACAUUAAAGAUCGUUUAUAUAUA